Messenger RNA from Cylicostephanus goldi, 632 nucleotides. The record is from the annotation of a GenBank genome assembly. Lineage: Eukaryota; Metazoa; Nematoda; Chromadorea; Rhabditida; Strongylidae.
AUGUAUGAACAACCUGGGAAACCAAUCUCCACUCCUACGAAGUUAUGGCUGGGCGUUCUGAAACUUAUGUCGAAAUCUGGACCUAUGAUGCAUUCAUAUCAAGGAGCUUUACCGCAUCUACCUCUUCCAUCUCUCAACGAUACUAUAGAAAAGCACCUGCUAUCAAUGAGACCAAUUCUGAACGAUGAGGAGUUUGAAGAACUUGAGCAUUUAUCAGAAGUUUUCCGCAAAGGACUCGGUCGCAGACUGCAGCGAUACCUUCAGCUAAAGUCAUGGCUUAGCACAAACUAUGUGAGAAUUUCAUACUCUCCUAUUACCGUUUCGGGCUUAGCUUACUUUAAAUCUCAGGUAACCGAUUGGUGGGAGGAAUUUGUCUACAUGCGUCAAAGAAGUCCCAUAAUGAUCAACAGCAAUUACUAUGGCUUUGUAAAUUCCCACGCUUCUUACCACAAAAUCGACACUCUCAAUGAACAUCCAACUCACAAUCAAGCCGCUCGCGCCGCAAAUACAGUGCUAAUAUAUGUGAUUCAGUUCUCUGUCUCUCCGCGUACAAAAGUGCCAUUCUGUACGAUGCAAUACGAACGACUUUUCAACAGCUGUCGAGUGCCAGGAGAGGAGGUAAAACCAUGAUC